Molecule: messenger RNA, 440 nt
Organism: Paramecium sonneborni
Lineage: Eukaryota; Ciliophora; Oligohymenophorea; Peniculida; Parameciidae
Source: the annotation of a GenBank genome assembly
AUGAGGAAUUUUGUAUUAGUGAAUAUUUCAACUAAAAUUUUAGCCAUUUAGGUUUAAUAUUAUUUUUAUGAAUCAUUCACAUAGUAGGAGUCGUAGUCGAAGUAGAGAGAAGUAAUUGAGACCUUAGGAGACGUGUUAACAUAAUUUGUAGUAGAUAAAGAAGGUGUUUAUGGAUGUAAGGAUUAAUGUGAAAUAAAAAUAAGGGUAGACCAAAUACAAAUCCAGAGGAUGUUAGAAAGUAUCGUUAAGCAAAUCGUAUUUUUAUAAAAUCAUCUCAUUCUUUUGUUCCUGAUCCAAUAUUAAGAUUUGAAGAUAUAUAUUGUUUUCCAAGACCAUUAUAGGAAUUAAUAGUAAAGGCUGGAUUUACAGGUCCAACACCAAUAUAAGCAUAGAGUUGGUCAAUUGGUUUGACAGGUCAUGAUUUAAUAGGGAUAGCAUAG